AUGGAGUUCGUAACCGCCCUACGGGGCUCCAUCGACGACCAGAAGCCCUCCCUCUUUGAGCUUCUUUCCGAACAACAGCUCAACUCCCUCCUCCCCCCGACCAUCCGAUAUCUUCUUACCAUCGCCACCCAGCGCUACCCCCGCUACCUCCUCCGGGUCCUCAACUCGUUCGAUGAGCUCUACGCCCUCCUCAUGCUCCUGGUGGAGCGCCACUACCUCCGAACCCGCGGCGGCUCCUUCACGGAAAACUUCUACGGCCUCAAACGCGAAAAGGCGCUCCACGCCGAGAUCCCGCGAGCGUCGACCCAUGCGCCCGCCAUCGUCCGCGACGCACUGCGCCUGCGGUCGCGCGACGUGUGGAAGAACCUGGCCGUCAUGGUGGUCCUCCCCUACCUGAAGCGGAAACUAGACGAGGGCUACGAGGUGAACGCCCCCCGCGCCCUCCUCGGCGCCGCCUACACCCGCAUGCCCGACAACCCGACCGUCAAGCAGCGCCUGCUCCACUACUACCGCUGCUUCCUCACCAAGAUAUACCCCAGCGUCAAUGCCGGCUACUACUUCGCCCUGCUGGCUUUCAACCUCGCCUACCUCUUCGACAACGCCAAGUCCCACGACCCUUUCCUGUGGCUCAUUGGCACGAGGGUGCGACGCAUGACGGCCGAGGAUUACCGCGCCAUCGAAGCCCUCACGGCCAAGUCCGGUGGUCGCAAGGGACCCGCCGCCGCCCCGGGCUUCCGCUCCCUCCUCUCCCCGAAGGAGCUGGGCCCGCGCAUGCUGUCCAGCCUUUCGAUGCUGCUACCGCUGAGCAUCUUCGCGCUCAAGUUCCUCGAGUGGUGGCACGCGUCCGACUUUGCCAAGCAGCUCUCUCGGAAGGCGGCCGAUGCCAUCGAUUUACCGCCGCCCAUCGUCACGGGGUUGGAGAGGAAGAAGAAGAAGAAGGAGGAGGAGGAGGAGGGUGGCUCCGGCGGCGCGUCUGCUGCUGGCGAGAAAAAGGGCGAACAGGCGGCCACCGACGCCGAGGGAGACGAAAGCAAGGAAGGUCUUUUGACCGAUGCCGAAACCGCGCCCAUGGCUACUUCAUCCCUGCUCCCGAUCCUCACUGUCUCUGCCCCGGAGGAUACGAAACUGUGUCCCAUAUGCGCCGGCGACAUCGUCACCCCGACGGCGUGCCAGACCGGCACCGUCUACUGCUACUCGUGCAUCCACCGGUGGUUGGAGGGGACGCAUCCGAAGCAGGAGGCUUUCAUGAUGGAUAAGGAGGGCAAGUGGGAGAGUGGGAUGGGCCGGUGCGCCGUCACUGGCAGACGCGUCUUGGGAGGCACCGAAGGUCUCCGCCGCAUCAUGGUGUAA
Sodiomyces alkalinus F11 is the source of this 1350-nucleotide messenger RNA. RefSeq lists its product as hypothetical. Lineage: Eukaryota; Fungi; Ascomycota; Sordariomycetes; Glomerellales; Plectosphaerellaceae. Gene Ontology annotation, cellular component: peroxisomal membrane; peroxisomal importomer complex. The coding region runs from base 1 to 1350 and encodes 449 amino acids. The transcript has a single exon. The record is from RefSeq and is a predicted model, not a curated record. Gene Ontology annotation, molecular function: zinc ion binding; protein binding; ubiquitin-protein transferase activity. Gene Ontology annotation, biological process: protein monoubiquitination; protein import into peroxisome matrix.